UUCACUUUCACUUUAGCCACUAACAUUUCAAUCAGUCAACCUUCACUUAUAACAUUUGACAUAUGACAGAAUUUCAAUAAGAACCACAAAUAAUCGAUAUAUUGAGUGUCAUUUGUCGAAUAUGGCACCAAAACGACCACUUGACUCGGACAGCUCAGCUACACCAGCAGCAAAGAAGCAUCGUAAAGGUUUUCGAGUGGGACCUGAGAAUUUACCAGAUGGGCCAUGGAAGAGAAAAGUCGACAAAAUAAAGAAGGAUCUCAUUCAUAAGGCAAAAGUCAAAAAGGCGUACAGAAAAAUAAAAGCUGCUGAACAAGCCGCGUCUAAACCUGACGCCACCAAUGCCAUUACCGUCACCGAAGAUUCAAAUGCGGAGGCGAAUGUUGCACCCCCUUCACCGCAACUUCAUCCCGAGAGGCAAGCGAUGAUAGACGAAGAUGAAGAGCAGGAGGAGCCCUCAUCCCCACCUCCGCAAAGAGAAAAUCGCCCACGCCGGCGGAAACAAAAUCCGCGCAAGCCCGGAUAUUUCGACAAAGCUGCGGCAGAUGGUGAGCGCAAAAAGGCUGAGGCGGAAGCACGAGCUCAGGAAAUAGCGAGACGAAAUGCAGAACGAGAACGCAAGAUCGCCGAGCGCGAGAGGUUUAGGAAAGCUCUUACGAAGGCGCGGACUCCAGGUCGAGACGGCCAACGAAAAUUGGGCAGGGAGAGCGGGCUGCUGCUGGAGAAGGUUAAGAAGAUCGUCGGGGAUACAAAGUGAGGGGGAGAUGCUUUUUGGUGGCGACACGACGGCCGUGCUACUGACCAUGGUUAACUAAUUGACCAGGUUGAGCAUUCCACUCCUAGGCGCCAUCUUUUUAAUAAUAACGGCAAGGGAGUUUGAGAUGGUAUUAAAUGAGACCUUCCACACGAAUUCCACGCUCAUCUCUUCUAUAGUUAUUUUGAAAAGGUGAAUCAUGGGGUGGGUUUUACGAAUGAAUGAUGUAAGGGGAUAUCAUAAAUGGUUUCGGUACGCUUUGUCUCACGGUGUCACCAAAUCACAACGCUAAAACUGACAAUUAUAAAAAGUCAUUAAUCAUGCGGAUUUCUC
Messenger RNA from Hypoxylon trugodes, 1087 nucleotides. RefSeq lists its product as uncharacterized. The transcript is spliced from 2 exons. Bases 122 to 757 code for a protein of 211 amino acids. Lineage: Eukaryota; Fungi; Ascomycota; Sordariomycetes; Xylariales; Hypoxylaceae. The record is from RefSeq and is a predicted model, not a curated record.